AUGGCGGCAACCCAUUCGGUGAGGACACGAAAUGUUCACUCGGGAGCACACAACGGGCCCUUGCCGGGAAUUUCCGAGUUGGAACAGAUUGUCCGCAAACUCGAAAAUGGAAUGACUCUGAUCAAAUUCGAUCAGAAGGGUAGACCGGAGAAACGACGAUUUUUCGUCAAAGUUGAAACCCGUCAACUGUUUUGGAGUCGCGAAGGCCCGAACGGAAGAUUCAUCGACGAGGGAAGCCUGGACCUACGAGAAGUAAAGGAACUCCGACAUGGACCCACAGCAAAGAUGUUCGAGCGUUGGCCAGAUGAAGCCAAGCGUUGGGACACUCACAAUUGUUUUGCCUUCUUUUACGGCAAUACUUUCAGACUCAAGUAUCUUCAAUGUGUGGCGACAACUCUUCAGGAGUGCGAUCAGUGGGUUCGAGGUUCUCGCUACCUCGUCGAAGACACGAUCGGCGCAAGCUACCCGCUUCAGGUCGAACGUUGGCUCCGAAAAGAGUUCUAUACGAUGGUCAACACGAGAGACACGAUAUGUCUCAAAGACAUUAAGGCGUUUCUUCCGAGAGUGAAUUGCAAAUUAUCGACGAACAAACUAAAGGAACUGUUCCAAGUCGUAGACUCGAAAUCGCAGGGGGAAGUGGGCUAUGAAGGAUUUGUUAACUUUUAUCACAAUCUUAUGACUCCGGAACGGCUUCUGCCAGAUACGCUCAAGAGCUACACCAGUGAAGACAAUAAGAACGUUACCUUAAGGUCGUUUUGUAAUUUUCUGUUGACGGUGCAGAAGGAGCCUAUAGGAGAUGCUGUUAUAUCGGCGAGGAUGAGGAACUUCCUGCAAGAUGCCCUUAGGGACACUCAGGAGCCAUACUUCAGUCAGCAAGAAUUCGUCGACUACCUGUUCUCGAGGGAUAAUCAACUAUUGGAUCAAGCCAAAUGCGAGCUCCAGCAGGACAUGACUCGUCCCUUGACACACUAUUGGAUAUCAUCGAGUCACAAUACGUACUUAACAGGGGACCAAGUCAAAAGUGAAUCGUCGUGUGAGGCUUAUGCAAGAUGCCUCCGGAUGGGUUGCCGAUGUAUAGAACUCGAUUGUUGGGACGGGCCCGACGGAAUGCCUCACAUUUAUCAUGGACACACGCUCACCACGAAAAUUCGGUUCAUCGACGUGCUGCACACAAUCAAGGAACACGCUUUCGUUGCGUCUGAGUUCCCGUUGAUUUUGUCGAUUGAAAAUCACUGCACACUACCGCAACAGCGUCAGAUGGCCAAUUUGUUUCAAGAAGUUUUCCGAGAUAUGUUGUUGAUUCUGCCCAUCGAGCGGGACGCACGAGAGAUGCCUUCACCUCUACAGUUGAAAAGGAAAAUCAUCAUAAAGCACAAAAAACUCCCUGAAGGAUGUGAUGAGAAGUUCGUUGUGACUAGGGAGGAUUCGAUCGGACCUCAGGAGACAGACAUUUCGAACUCAGUCAAAAACGGGAUUCUGUAUCUUGAAGAUCCGUCGGAAAAAGAAUGGAAGUCGCAUUUCUUCACGCUUACGCAAUCGAGGAUGUACUACGCCGUAGAGGAGCAAAUUUCACCUGCACCUGGAGAGGAGGAAGAGGACGCCGAGAAGGAACAGGCCACGCAGAAUAUCCUGCAGAGAGAGGGUACCACUUCGGACGAGUUGCAUUUCGGAGAACGCUGGUUCCACGGGAAGCUGCCCGGAGGACGACAGAGGGCAGCGGAACUACUACAAGAGUACUCGUACCUUGGCGACGGAACCUUCCUUGUCAGAGAAUCAGACACGUUCGUAGGAGAUUACUCGUUGUCUUUCUGGAGACAGGGCAAAGUGUACCACAGCCGGAUCCGAACCAAGCAAGAAAGAGGCCAAACCAAAUAUUAUCUCAUCGACACGAUGUGCUUCGACACUUUGUACUCGUUGGUCACCCAUUAUCAAACGCAUUCUCUGAGAUCGCAGGAAUUCUACAUGUACCUGAACGAAACGGUGCCGCAACCGAACAGCCACGAAGGAAAGGAAUGGUAUCACGCGACAACGAGCAAAUCGAAAGCUGACGAAUUACUGAAAAAAGCACCUUGCGACGGAUGCUUCUUAGUUCGACCAUCCGAAAACAAGGAGGAUAAUUGCUUCGCACUCUCAUUUAGAGCUGAGGAUCAGACCAAGCAUUGCCGAAUUCGACAAGAAGGCCGACUUUUCCUCAUCGGCACGGCCCAGUUCGAGAGUCUUGUCGAUUUAGUUUCGUACUACGAGAAGAAUCCACUGUACAAAAAAGUAAAACUCAAGUACCCUAUAAGUGAAGGAGCUGUCAACCGUUUGAGAGACGAGCCGUCCAGUUCAACGUUCCAUUCAGACGCAGGUCAAUACAUGGACCCAAACAACUUCAAGAGCCAAAUCACAGUGAAAGCUCUCUACGACUACAGAGCACAAAAACCCGACGAACUGUCGUUUCCAAAGCAUGCGAUCAUCACGAACGUUCUGAAACAGGACGGCGGCUGGUGGAAGGGGGACUACGGAGGGAAGAAAGAGCAUUAUUUUCCGGCCAACUUUGUUGAAGAAGUCGAUCCCUCUUGCCAGACCGAGGAGGACGGGGCUGAAAUGUCCCCUCUGGGAAGCCUCCAAAAAGGCUUCAUAGACAUCGCGGGUUGCUCUGUAGAAAUUCUGCAAAGCAGAGGUCCCUACGUGUUCCGGAUCAGUUCACCGACGAAGUCGAUGCAGAAAGACAUCGCCGCGCCCUCCUACGAGGAAAUGGAGGAGUGGGUACAGAAAAUUCGACAAAUCGCCCAGUCGGCGAAUGACAAACUGGAGCAGCGCAAAGAGAUGGAGCGCAGCCUCCGUUUGGCGAAAGAGCUGUCGAACCUGAUCAUAUAUUGUCGGUCCGUACAAUGGUGUCCAGAGCGGAUUGGGAAUUUUUCCGAAAUGUCCUCGUUCCCCGAAACCAAGGUCGAACGUCUACUGGUUCCCGGUCAAGUGCAAUUCUUCAUGCGAUAUCAUAGAUUACAGUUUAGUCGAGUUUAUCCCAAAGGCAGCAGAAUCGACUCGUCGAAUUACGAUCCCAUUAGAUUGUGGAAUGUAGGCUGCCAGAUGGUAGCUCUCAAUUAUCAGACCCCUGAUCGACCCAUGCAACUGAACGAGGGUCGUUUCAUAACGAACGGAAAGUGCGGCUACGUGCUCCGCCCGGAAUAUAUGUUCAUCGAUAACUUCGACCCUUAUGACCGGAAGAGCUUACCCGCUAGCGUGCAGCCUUAUACACUCACAAUUAAGGUUAUUGGAGGUCGUCAUCUGAUGAAACCAGGUCGCGGUAUCGUGAGUCCGUUCGUGGAAAUCGAGCUCGUUGGAGCUGACUACGAUAAUGCUAAGGUCAAGACCGCCACGAUAUCUGACAACGGUUUGAACCCUGUAUGGAACGAAACCUUCCUCCUGGACGUCGCAAACCCUGAAUUAGCUCUGCUCCGGUUCGUCGUAUUCGACGUAGACAUGUUUGGUGACCCGAACUUUUUGGGCCAAGCCACAUAUCCAAUCUUGUGUCUCCGGACUGGUUACAGAAGUGUGCCUCUGAGAAACGAAUACAGUGAGGAUCUAGAAUUAGCCUCUCUACUGAUACAUUUCGACAUGAUUCCCGCCAAGCCCGAGGAUGAAGUUUACGCCUCUAUUCAAAAACUGCGGGAUGAAACUCGCGAAUUGGACGCUCGUCUCGGUGGUGUUGACGGUGGUCUCGACGCUGAAACUGCUUCCCAGAUUCGGAACACCCUACAGGAAAUGAAGGAACAACUCAAAACGAAAAACGACCAUAGAAGGCAGCUGCUCCUACAAUGUUGAUAAGGAUACAACAUCAACGCGAGUACGACUCUACAGCGAAACCGCGUAAUUCGCAAGCGGAGAUUCCGUUACAACCUCAUGGACUAGCUAUGAUCCGAUGCUGCUCUAUCAUCGACGUGCCGUACUCGACGAAUCGAGUCUUCGGUGAAACCGAAACGCUGA
Galendromus occidentalis (western predatory mite) is the source of this 3972-nucleotide messenger RNA. It is a transcript of the gene sl, whose product is annotated as small wing phospholipase C gamma 1. Lineage: Eukaryota; Metazoa; Arthropoda; Arachnida; Mesostigmata; Phytoseiidae. Gene Ontology annotation, biological process: phosphatidylinositol-mediated signaling; phospholipid catabolic process; release of sequestered calcium ion into cytosol. The transcript is spliced from 20 exons. Gene Ontology annotation, molecular function: phosphatidylinositol-4,5-bisphosphate phospholipase C activity; protein binding. The record is from RefSeq and is a predicted model, not a curated record. Gene Ontology annotation, cellular component: ruffle membrane. Bases 1 to 3810 code for a protein of 1269 amino acids.